Molecule: messenger RNA, 1918 nt
Organism: Rotaria sordida
Lineage: Eukaryota; Metazoa; Rotifera; Eurotatoria; Philodinida; Philodinidae
Source: the annotation of a GenBank genome assembly
UCUAUUAACAUCAUCACUUGUUCAAUGUGGAAUUGAUAAUUUUGGAAUUAUUUUAUUUGAUCAUCGUGUAAGAAUAUUAAAGAAAUUUGAUCAACCAUGGAAUGAAUUUACUAUUUAUAUGUUACUUCAAAAUUUCAUUAUAUCUUCAAUAGUUGGUACAAAUGAUGCUGUUGCAAUUGAAUAUGCACUUGAUAUACUAGUGCAAGAACCUGUUACAAAUAAUAAAAAAUUUUUUGUUUUAACAGAUGGUUAUACAACAUGUGGUUUAAAAUUAACUGAAGCUUUAGUUCGUGCUGACUCAGAAAAUGUUGAAGUUAUUGGAAUUCAAAUUGGAUUUGAAAGACCAUGUGUUCAUCGUUUUUAUCGUGAUUGGAUUAUUGCUGCUAUACCAGCUGCACUUUGUGAUGGAUUUAGAUAUAAAUAUAGAAAAGAUAUAAAUGGUACUUUUCCAAUUUUACAAGAUGAUAAUCAAUUGCUUAAAAAACGAAUUAUAAAAGGUACAAAUGAUGAUCCACAAAAAUUACUUAAUGAUUUUAAACGUGAAUUUACUUCAAUAGAAACUAUUCUUCGUACUGAAAGAGAUGCACAUUUAUCAAGUGGUUCAGGAGGUGGAAGUAUGAGUUUAGAUGUUUGCUUUGUUAUUGAUGUUACAGGAAGUAUGACACCUUGGUUAAGUGGCGUCAAACAACAAAUUAAUGCAAUAACAUCUGGUAUUAUUACAAAAAUAGAAGAACAGUUUCCAGAUAUGAAUUUUAUUUUAAGAUAUGCUGUAGUUGCAUAUCGAGAUGAGGGUGAUAAUCCUAAAAUUGAAAUGCUUGAAUUUGAGAAAGGAAAUAUACUGAAUAGUAAAUUAACACAUAAGCAACGAAAAGAUCAACGGAAAAAAUAUCAUAAUGAACAAACUAGAAGAGUGUCAGAUUUUCUAUCAGCAUUAAAACCAUAUGGAGGUAACGAUGAACCAGAAGAUGUUUUAGGAGCAUUAGAUCAUGCUUCAAAAUUAAAUUGGGAUGCUCGAGCAAAAUUUAUUGUCUUAGUUUGCGAUGCACCAGCUCAUGGUCACGAUUGUAAUGAUGUUAAUACUGAUCGAUUUCCAAAUGGAUUCAAUAAUUUAAAAGUUGAAGAUGUUAUGAAAAAAUUAACAGAAAACAAUAUUGAUCUUAUACUUUGUCAUUUAAAAGCAACAGCUACGAAAAAAAUGGCUAACACAUUCUUAACACAUUUGCACAGUUUUCAACCAAAUCGUAGAAGUGAUGAAUUACUUCGAGAAAUUCAAUUGUACGAUAAUUCAGUUCAAGAACAGAACAAACCGUAUCAUUUUGUAUUUGUAUUAGAUGAAAGUGGAAGCAUGAGCGGUCAAAAGUGGACUGAUUUAACUGAUGCAUACAAUAUGUGUUUAGAAAAACGACUUGAAAUUGCUCAACAAUUAUCAAAGGAUUUUAUUAGUAUAGUACAGUUUGAUGAUGAUGCCCGCGUCAUUUGUUCAGCAUCUCCAUUAUCAAAUGGCAUUCCUCGAUUAGCUCAUAUGACGGAAGGAGAAACAUCAUUUUCGCCUGCUUUACAAAAAGCUAUGGAAGUAUUGAAUAAAGUGACAGACGGAUACAUUCCGGUGUUGUUGUUCAUGUCGGACGGACAGGGAGAAGGAGGACCAAGUGAAAUGGCUGGUAUCUAUACAAACUAUAAAAGUCGAGGUCUUCAAGUUCAUACUAUAGCAUUCGGUAAGGAUGCUGAUACAGCAACUCUAGAACAGCUUGCAGACGCUGCUCAUGGAAAAUUUCAUAAGUGUAUCACUGGUGCAGAAUUAGCAAAAACAUUUGUUCAAAUUAGUACUGCAUUGACAUCUGUCGAUGGACUUAUUCAAGAAUUUGCUAAAAAAGUCAGUGAUGCGGCAACAAAUAAAUUAAUGUUGGAAUUUUUAUAA